AAAAGUUCACUUGGUUUACAAAUCAAUAAAAAUUACUGCACAUUAAUUACAGCAGCAGUACACAGUGGAUUGGUUGUACGCUAUUUAAUGACAGCACAUAAUAUGUCGUUAUCAGGCUUUAUCUGUGAUAACACACUAAAGGUCGUUAUCUGGUUUUAUCUGUGAUAACAAACCAAAAGUCGUUUUCAGACUUUAUCUGUGAUAACAAACCAAAGGUCAUUAUCAUUUAUGUAUUUGUGAUAACAAACCAAAAGUCGUAAUCAGGCUUUAUCUGUGAUAACAAACCAAAAGUCGUUAUCAGGCUUUAUCUGGGAUAACACACCAACGGUCGUUAUCGGGCUUUAUAUGUCAUAAGACACCAACGGUCGUUAUCAAGCUUUAUCUAUGAUAACAAACCAUAGGGCGUCAUUGGGCUUUAUCUGUGAUAACAAACUAAAGGUCGUUAUCAGGUUUUAUAUGUGAUAACAAACCAAAAGUCGUUAUCAGGCUUUAUGUAUGAUAACAAACUAAAGGUCAUUAUCAGGCUUCAUCUGUGAUAACACACCAACGGUCGUUAUCGGGCUUUAUCUGUGAUAACACACCAACGGUCGUUAUCAAGCUUUAUCUGUGAUAACACACUAAAGGUCGUUAUCGGGCUUUAUCUGUGAUAACAAACCAAAAAUCGUUAUCAGGCUGUAUCUAUGAUAACAAACCAAAGGGCGUCAUUAGGCUUUAUCUGUGAUAACAAACUAAAGGUCGUUAUCAGGCUUUAUCUGUGAUAACAAACCAAAAGUCAGUAUUAGAUUUCUUUCGGACCAACUAGCUUUGCAUUGGAGGUCAGCAUGAAGCAUAUUAUUCAAAUUUGUUAUUGAUGUACCGUAAGAUAAUCCGUUCAUUAGGACCUACCUUACUAUAUAUCGACAACACAGUCCAAUAUAUCUACGUUAGACGUCGUCAAACAUGUAUGAAAGGUCAUGGUUCCAUUGGCGACAGAUUGAACAUAACUGGAUGUGGUCAAUAAAAUAUUUACAUACCAAUUGAAUGAAGUCAUAUUAUUCGCACUCUGUCCUCAACACUCUGUGCCAACCACCCACAUCCUGCAGAAGCAGGUAAGACGCCAGGUAUGCAAUCUUGUGCGGGUCUUACCAGAAUGAGCGCGACCACCUUGUGCGCAGCUGUGUUCAUUGCCGUCAUGGCAACUUGUGUGAUCUGCCAGCAUCCACCUGAACUGACCCGCUUGGAUGUUUUCGUUCGGGCCACUCUGAGUGAUGACAAACAGACGUGUUACCUAGCUGAUGGGACACCGCACGCCCGUCAUCUCCAGUUCUCAAUCCCCGAUAUACAGCCCUGUGUGUUCCUCAAGUGUACCAUCCGGGGACUGCAGGUGUUCUGGAGACACAGCGGUUGUGAGUAUGAAGGGGCGUGUGUGCCCCGGCAGGGUGUGGUGACUGUUGGGUGCCGGCGGUAUACGUGUUCCUUAUACAACUACAAGAAACCCAACGGGACAAGAGUAGUGACGUCAUUCUCACCACAACCACACGAGGCCUGCCCUGACGGAGACGUGUGUCGCGACCUGGGAUACGAGAGACGGGUAGAUCCCUGUACCACCCUAAAGUGCAAGGUACCCGGGGAACCACUCGAGGAAAUCAAACAGGAGGCCUGCCCUGACGGAGAGGUGUGUCGCGACCUGGGAUACGAGAGACGGGUAGAUCCCUGUACCACCCUAAAGUGCAAGGUCCCCGGGGAACCACUCGAGGAAAUCAAACAAGAUUGCCAAGCGAUUGUACCUGUUUGCGAUUGCAAAACCGAGGACGGGACGUGCUAUGCCAAGGGAGACAACUAUAACAAUGACUGCGGAACUGCUGUGUGUACCGAUAUCGGCGGUGGCAAACACGCUUUCAAACCAGGGCCGAGCGUGAGCUUGCAAGACUGCACGACUCCGGAGGGCGUGUGUAUACGCAGCUUCAGAGCGGCCCACCUGAACGUCCACACCUGCAAGAAGUACAUGUGUAUCCGAGGUUCCGUCCUGCCACCACAAACCUUGUGCUACAAGGAUGGCCGGUGUCAGGCUGGUGUGCGACAUGAGGUUAUCAAUGGACAACCUUGUUCGUGUAGAGUCAACAUCCGCAGCGGCCGGGAGGAAUGGGGGUGUGGACUGUUUAAAUAGUCAUUUUGCUUGACAGUCAGACAGGGAUCACAGUUGAAGUACAACUCUAAAGUACUCAUAUAGCUUUAAUUGAAACGAAAGCUGUGAUGUCCUGCUGUAAUACAACGGAAGAAAAUACCUGUUUACUUUAUACCGUCUGACUGUUUUAUCGUUUUCUCCCUUUCUUCCGCUAUGUUUCGUUGCCGGAGCAUUAUUCAUAAAUAAGUCAAGAUUACUUCAUGAAACAAUGUGUAUCAAGCAAGAGCUAAACAUAUUCCUUUUGCUAAUCAGGAGUUUUGGAAACUGUUACCAUUUUAUUUUCAAUAAAAAGAAUGUAUGUUUAAA
Haliotis rufescens (red abalone) is the source of this 2470-nucleotide messenger RNA. RefSeq lists its product as uncharacterized. Bases 1103 to 2146 code for a protein of 347 amino acids. NCBI's taxonomy places the organism in Eukaryota, Metazoa, Mollusca, Gastropoda, Lepetellida, Haliotidae. The record is from RefSeq and is a predicted model, not a curated record. The transcript has 10 exons.